AUGAGGAAAGAUGGGUCAUCCCAGUCCCGGGCCCGAAAUCCAGUCCGGCCGGACGCAGGACUGGUCCCGUCGGAGGCGCGGGAGUCCCGCCGCCUCCCCUCCACACACCGCACCCGGGCCUGGGUGGAGUCCCCGCGCGCUGCGCCCCCGCUCCCGCUCCCCGGCCGGCCGGCCGCGCCCGGGGCCCCUCCCGCGAACCCCGGCCCCGCGGGCCUCCUCCUGGGCCUGGGCCUGGCGCUGGCCUGCCUCGGCCUCCUGCUGGCCGCGGUCAGCCUGGGGAGCCGGGCAUCGCCGCCCGCCCAGGAGCCUUCCCAGGGGGAGCUGGUGGCGGAGGAGGACCCGGACCCGCCGGAACUGCAUCCCCAGGCAGAGGAAAGCCAGGAUCCUGGGCCUUUCCUGAAGCGGCUGGUUCGGCCUCGCAGAACCGCAGCCAAAGGCCAGAAGCCUCGGGCUCGCAGAGCUGUUGCUGCCCACUAUGAAGUUCACCCACGACCGGGACAGGACCGAGCGCAGGCUGGUAUGGACGGGACGGUGCGCGGCUGGGAGGAGGCCAAAAUCAACAGCUCCAACCCCCUGCGCUAUGACCGCCAGAGCGGGGAGUUUCUGGUCGUGCGGGCCGGGCUCUAUUACCUGUACUGUCAGGUAAGCCCCACCUGGCCGCAUGGUACAGCGGGGAUGGGGGCCCGGGGGGCAGGGGCGAGCUAA
Molecule: messenger RNA, 705 nt
Organism: Ailuropoda melanoleuca (giant panda)
Lineage: Eukaryota; Metazoa; Chordata; Mammalia; Carnivora; Ursidae
Gene: TNFSF12
Product: TNF superfamily member 12
Exons: 7
Coding region: 1-705 (234 amino acids)
Biological process (GO): immune response; extrinsic apoptotic signaling pathway
Cellular component (GO): membrane
Molecular function (GO): receptor ligand activity; tumor necrosis factor receptor binding
Source: RefSeq, a predicted model, not a curated record